Boeremia exigua is the source of this 2800-nucleotide messenger RNA. RefSeq names its product chloride channel-like protein 3. Gene Ontology annotation, molecular function: voltage-gated chloride channel activity. The record is from RefSeq and is a predicted model, not a curated record. The coding region runs from base 203 to 2650 and encodes 815 amino acids. Gene Ontology annotation, cellular component: early endosome; membrane; Golgi apparatus. NCBI's taxonomy places the organism in Eukaryota, Fungi, Ascomycota, Dothideomycetes, Pleosporales, Didymellaceae. The transcript is spliced from 4 exons. Gene Ontology annotation, biological process: transmembrane transport; chloride transport.
CACGACACUCCAUGAUGGGACAAGCUUCCCCAGCUUUGAGCCCAGCAGAAUCGCGAUCAGCGGUUGAUAAGCGAGACGUACAGAGAUACGGUCGCGUCACUGUGCAUACACAUGUCUUUGUAUCUCCAGGCCAUAUCUACCGGCCAGCUCGCAAUCAUGUCCCGGUCUGUUCUACGCUGCCUCCCCGCAGCAAAGCUGAGCUAUGCCCUCGCACCCUGAAGCAGCCAGUGAACAGACGCCACUUCUGCAUGACCCUCGAUUAUCGCAACUACAGCAUGAGCAGGACGUGGAAUCGGCUUCUACGAUAUCCUCGACGUUGUCCAAGGAAGAACAGCAACUAGUUGACAGCACGGUGGGCGAACGCCUGCCAUACAAUGAUUAUACCACGAUUGACUGGCUCCAUGAUCUCGUCAAAGACUCGUAUCGCUUCCGUCAAAUCAAUUCCUUGUAUAGUCUGCGCUACAAGCUUAUCGCGCAGCUCGACGCGUGCUCGGGAUGGAUAGCUGUGGUUCUGAUCGGCGCUCUGACGGCUCUGGUCGCUUUCAUUGUCGAUGUCGCCGUCGCUACAGUUGCAGACUGGAAGAUGGGCUACUGCAGUACCAGCCCCUGGAAGAGCCGAGAGAACUGUUGUCGGCAGAGCGCAUCCCAGAUAUCCACGCCGAAGCUUCGCAUGUUUACUGGAGAAGGCAGUGUGGAGCCAAGCUGCAGUGAGUGGCACGCCUGGUCAGAUGAUUACGCCCGGAGCUUUGCGGUCUACGUCGCUCUAGCACUUGUCUUUGGAACCAUUAGCUCCAGUGCGACCAUGUUGACGAGAAGCCGGUUGCCCUCUGCGGAAGUCCCGAGUGAGCCGCCUUCCUCACCGCACGCCGCGAAACCUGACGACUCUCGUACGUUGAACGGAGGUAUCCCUACGCCAGCACCUUCUGAGGGAGGAGGCAAGGUCAUGUAUAUGGCUGCUGGCAGUGGUAUCCCAGAAAUCAAGACCAUCUUGAGCGGCUUCUCUAUUCCGUCGUUCCUUUCUUUCCGUGUGCUUGUCGUAAAGGCUUUCGGUGCCGUGUUUGCUGUGAGCACAGGAAUGUGUCUUGGGAAGGAAGGACCGUUCGUGCACAUUUCCACGUGUGUGGGCUAUCUGGUAGGCAAUUUCUUCCCAAAAUACAAAGAUAACGGAAGGAAAAUGCGGGAGUUGUUGAGUGCUUCUUGCUCCAGCGGGCUGAGUGUAGCCUUCGGUGCCCCCAUAGGAGGCGUGUUGUUCAGCUACGAGGAGAUCAGCACCUACUUCCCGCGGAAGGUCCUCUGGCGGGCAUUCUUAUGCAGUUUGACGGCGGCCAUCGUCCUCAAGCAGCUCAAUCCCACCGGUACAGGCAAGCUUGUUCUCUUUGAAACCAAGUACGGCACCGAAUACGAGCCGGUGCACUAUUUCAUCUUCAUGCUGCUGGGCGUGGCGGGUGGCGUCUUCGGGGGACUCUUCUGCAAGCUCAACUUCAUCUGGAGCAAACACUUCCGCAAGAUUCCUCUGAUCAAGGCCAACCCUGUGUUCGAGGUUGGCAUCGUCGUUCUAGCGACCGCGCUGCUCCAGUUCCCCAAUCCUCUUACUCGUGAGCCAGGUGACAUCAUCAUCAAGAACGUCCUUGUCGACUGCAAAGAUGAUUCAUCUGCCCACUCCUUUGUCUGCUUGCACGAAGCACAUACCGACGCAACUGACUGGGCGUAUGUUGGCUGGCUCACAUACGGAACCCUUACCAAGCUCGUCCUCACGAUCAUUACAUUCGGCUGCAAAGUGCCCUCCGGCGUCAUCAUCCCCGCUCUCGAUGCCGGCGCACUCUUCGGUCGCCUCGUCGGCUAUCUCCUACCCUACACAGCUAACGACGUCUCACCCGGCAUCUUCGCGCUCGUCGGCGCAGCCGCCUUCCUCGCCGGCGUGAGUCGCAUGACCAUCAGUCUCGCCGUCAUCAUGUUCGAGCUUACAGGCGAGCUCUCCUACGUGGUCCCGCACAUGGUCGCAAUCCUCGUCGCCAAAUGGGUCGCCGACGCCAUCUCCGCCGACGGCGUCUACGACCUCGCGCAAUCUGUGCUCGGCCACCCGUUUCUCGACGCCGACGUCGCGCUGCAAGUCGUCCGCAAGCAGGGCCUGAAAGUCAGCGCUCUCGUCCCACCCAAGAAGACAAUGGACGCCAUCACCGUCCUUAUCCCGUCCUGUAACACCGUGCCCUCGUCCCUGUUGCGCCACAAACUCCACGCCCUGCGCCAGCGCGGGCUCAUGGACGCCGGCCUCGUGCUCGUGCAGACGCAUCCACCCUCCACCGUGCCCAUGCUGCAGGGCUAUCUCUCGCAGGCCGAGCUCGCCUUCGGGCUGGAGCAGCUCUCGCCCGCGAUCCCGCUGUCGCCGUCGCAGCAGGAUUACCGUGUGCGCCUGCUAGGCCACACGGUCGAGGAUGCGCCGCCCGAGGGGAUCGAGGUAGAUCUCAGUCCGUUUGUAGACCGUACGCCGCUGGCGAUUUGCGGGGAGGCGCCGCUCGAGUACGCGGUGGAGAUGUUUGCGAAGCUGGGGCUGCGAUAUUUAUGCAUCACUGAGGAGGGAACGGGACGGUUGGUGGGUGUGGUGAUUAAGAAGCGGUUGGUUGGGUUUGUGGAGGAUCUGAAGGAGGAGUAACACAUGGGGCUUGGGAAGCCGCUUUGGUGUUUGUCGUCGGGCGUCGGGGGUGGGUAGCUGUGCAGGAGCCAUGAAUCUUAAGAACCAUAAGAGCAAUAUAUACGCAGCACGGACAGCCGUCUAUCCGAUGUAAAAAUCAAUCCUUGACAU